GGUCGUCUGAGGUUCAGGUUGUUGGACCGGCUGACCGAGUCGUUGCCUUAAUUGGUGAUGACGUCAUUCUACCAUGUUCCCCGCAACCCAAUGUCAGUGCUGUGGGCAUGAUAGUGAGGUGGACAAGAUUGAACCCGAAAGCAGAAAACGUCCAUUUUUACCGUCAAGGUCGAGACUCCAAUGAGGAUCAGUCUCCAUCCUACAAGGGAAGGACAUCAAUGUUUCAUGAAGAACUGAAGAACGGCAACGUCUCCUUAAAGCUGACCAGAGUUACUCUCUCUGAUACUGGAAGAUACAGGUGCUUCCUUCCAACACUGAUGAAGGAAACCUCCUUUCAACUCAUUGUUGGUGCUGUAUCUCAGCCAGUGAUCUCUAUUGAUGGAACUAAAGGCAUGGGGGUGGUCCUGAAGUGUGAGUCUGGAGGCUGGUUUCCUGAACCUGAGAUGGAGUGGCUGGACAGUUCUGGAACCAUCCUCCCUGCUGAUGGACCUCCAGAGAAACACAGAGACUCAGAGGACCUCUACGCUCUGAGACGACAUGUCACUGUGGACCAGACUGACACCAACAGGUUCACCUGUAGAGUUCACCAGACGGAGAUCAAUCACCUGAAGGAGAAAGAGAUUCAUGUCCCAGAUGACGUGUUUCCUAAAUCACACGUAGGGUUGAUUAUUGGUCUACUAAUAGCAGCAGCUGUUGUAGUUCUUGUAGCUUCAGCUGGUGUCUACAUGUGGAGAAAAUAUAUAGAUAUUGAAGCUUCAGCUUGUUUCUGGCGCAGAAAAUAUACUGAAGAGAAGAAGCUUAGAGAAGAAUUGGAACAACAAGAUGGACUGAAAGAAGAACAUAGUAAGUAGUGUGUGUGUGUCUGU
Molecule: messenger RNA, 866 nt
Organism: Oncorhynchus tshawytscha (Chinook salmon)
Lineage: Eukaryota; Metazoa; Chordata; Actinopteri; Salmoniformes; Salmonidae
Product: butyrophilin subfamily 1 member A1
Source: RefSeq, a predicted model, not a curated record